Molecule: messenger RNA, 882 nt
Organism: Bathycoccus prasinos
Lineage: Eukaryota; Viridiplantae; Chlorophyta; Mamiellophyceae; Mamiellales; Bathycoccaceae
Exons: 1
Coding region: 1-882 (293 amino acids)
Source: RefSeq, a predicted model, not a curated record
AUGUUGUCUGCACUUUAUCCAAAGUUGUUGUUGUUGUCUGGUGACGCUCCGACGAUGCUUUCGGUGGCGGCGAGGAGGACGGCACUCCUGCCACCAAAGAGGAUGAGAAAAAGAAUAACCCCCGCGUCAUCAUCGUCAUCGUCAGCGAAGAAUGCGUUCGUGGUGAAACCGAGACCUGAAGUGAGAGAUGCCUUCCCGGCGGAUAUUCUGCGAGCGUGCGAGCGGAAAAGCGCAGAGUUUGAAGUGCGAGCAGAGUUAGACGCGCUCGAUCCAGACGCUCGCCUGUUAGGCAUUCGCGACGUUUUAUUAGAAGAGGGCUGUUCGGAACGUUCGAUCCAGUUUUUAGAGCGGGACGUGGAAAAGGUCGUGAAAGAGUAUCGAAACUUCUUCGUAAACUCGAGCGGCGAAAGAAGACGAGAGAACGCUCCCGAAAGAGUGGUCGUUUCUCUCUCGCUUUUACGCCGGACGCUGUGCACGAAACUGCACGUGGAUUACGUACCUUUGAGAGCGAUGACGACGUAUUACGGGAGGAAAACGGAGGUUUUAGAUGAGCAUUCGUUGGUGAAUAAAGUGAUCGCGUCGGCGGCGAGAGACGCGUCAAUGUCGUCGCGGGUUUUGCUUCCUCUCUCGGACGCGUUGAAAUCAAACGCGAAGUUAUUCGAGAAGAACUUGGUGGAAGAAAAAGGAGAGAGUUGCGACAUUUUGUUUUUGAAAGGAGAAAUGUGGGAGAGUGGGAAAGCAUCGGUACACAGGAGUCCGGAGACUGCGAAUGGUGGUUGGCGGUUGGUUUUGCGAGUGGACGAAUGCGACGCCGUGAACGAAGCCGAGGAACAUCAGAAGUGUUUAGUCGACGACGACGAAGAGUGCGGAUGCGAAGAGUAA